AAAAGAAAUGGCAAAAAAGAGCUCAAAAAUCCCAGAAAACUUCAUUCGUUUAGAUCAGGAGCCUUGUUCAAGCUCAGAUCCUGGUUCCUUCCCAGUGCCACCCACCAUUGAUAUGAACCAAUUGCUCUCUCACUCUGAGUCUGAGCUUCAAAAACUGCACUCUGCUUGCCAACAAUGGGGCUUGUUUCAGUUGGUGAACCAUGGGGUUAGGCGUUGUUUGUUGGAAGAGGUGAAGCGUGAGAUUGAAGAGUUUUUUGAGGUUCCAUUGGAAGAGAAGAUGAAGUUUGGAAUAAAGGGUGGAGAAGUUGAGGGUUAUGGAAGCAUGGUUCUGUCCCAAGAUCAGAAACUUGAUUGGGGUGAUAGGUUUUACAUCAUAACCAAUCCUAUUUCUAGAAGAAGACCCCAUCUUCUUCCCCGCCUCCCUUCAUCUUUAAGAAACACGUUGGAAUUGUACUUGAAAGAGACGAAGAAGAUAGCAAUGGCGUUGUUGAAGAUGGUGGCAGGAGGUUUAGGGAUGGAUGUGAGGAAGAUGGAGGAGUUGUUUGAGGACGGGAUGGAGGCGAUGAGGAUGACGUAUUAUCCUCCGUGCCCGACACCCGAGUUGGUCGUCGGUCUGAGGCCGCACUCCGAUGCGACGGGGCUGACCAUCUUGAACCAGCUCAAUGGAGUGGAAGGCCUCCAAGUUAAGAAAGAUGGCGUUUGGUUCCCUGUGAGUUUCAUCCCGGAUGCCUUCAUUGUCAACGUUGGAGAUAUUCUCGAGAUUGUGAGCAAUGGGUGUUACAGCAGCAUAGAACACAGGGCAGUAGUGAACUCAGAGAAUGGAAGAAUGUCAAUAGCAGCAUUCUACAAUCCCAGAUUUGAUGCAGAGAUUGGACCAGAAACUUGCAUUUUGAGCCCUCAGAAUCCUCCAAAGUUUAGGACAAUUUUAAUGGAAGAUUAUGUAAAGGAUUUCUUCUCCCAUUCUUUCAAUGGAAAAUCCCACUUGGAGAGAAUGAAGAUCCCAACCCAUCACCCCAAUGCAUCUGCUUAACCAUUUCCUUCAUAUAUAUAUACACAAAUAUAUAUAUAUA
Messenger RNA from Momordica charantia (bitter melon), 1070 nucleotides. Its product is annotated as oxoglutarate-dependent flavonoid 7-O-demethylase 1-like. Lineage: Eukaryota; Viridiplantae; Streptophyta; Magnoliopsida; Cucurbitales; Cucurbitaceae. The record is from RefSeq and is a predicted model, not a curated record.